Raphanus sativus (radish) is the source of this 882-nucleotide messenger RNA. RefSeq names its product putative cysteine-rich repeat secretory protein 61. Lineage: Eukaryota; Viridiplantae; Streptophyta; Magnoliopsida; Brassicales; Brassicaceae. The transcript has 2 exons. The coding region runs from base 1 to 783 and encodes 260 amino acids. The record is from RefSeq and is a predicted model, not a curated record.
AUGUUUUCAUCAUCUGUCUCAGAACGUACCGUUUUGGUCCUUAUCUUGGCCGUAGUAGCCGCCAUACAACUCUUCUUUAUACACAGUGUUGCGUCUGUAAACGAGACCAAUGCGUAUUUAUACCACAAAUGCUUAGAGAAGGAUGGGAAAUAUAAGUCAAAGAGUCUUUACGAGAAAAACCUCAACAGUCUCAUCUCUAACACAUCUGUAGAAGAUUACAUCUAUGGCGUCUAUGGUUAUAGUCCUGAUACUGUCUACAUGGUUAUCCAAUGUCGUGGUGACUCUUACGGCCCCAAGUGUGAUACAUGCCUGUCCACUGCUUACUCUGAGCUCCGUAAAAGAUGUCCUAUGAACAAGGGGGCAAUCGUAUGGUUUGACCGAUGUCUUCUCAGGAUUUCUCCGACCACUUUCAUAAACGAGAUGGAUCUCAAGAACAAGUUCUAUAUGUACAACAGGAAGAAAGCGAGAGAUCCGGCGUCGUUUAACGCUAAGACAAAGACUUUUCUCACCAAGCUAACAAAGGAAGCCACUCGUAAAGGUUCGGAGAGGUCUCCUGCACAGGAGUAUUACGAGCCUGGGGAUAUGAAGCUUGACGGGAAGAUGAAGCUGUACGGAAUGGUGCAGUGCACGCGACUCAUAUGGAACACAGAUUGUACGAAAUGUUUGGAUACGAUUAUUGGGGAGAUUCCUAGUUGUUGUGAUGGUAAAGAAGGAGGAAGAGUAGUGAGUGGGAGUUGUAACUUUAGGUAUGAGAUUUACCCUUUUCUUGACACUAAAAGAUGAGAGCUCCAUGUUUUUUUGUGUGUGCUCUCCUUCACUGGGAUGCUUUAACAUGUUUGUACCAAGAGAGAAUAUUUAGUUAUUUAUUUACAUGUUCUUGCU